Molecule: messenger RNA, 1177 nt
Organism: Cyprinodon variegatus (sheepshead minnow)
Lineage: Eukaryota; Metazoa; Chordata; Actinopteri; Cyprinodontiformes; Cyprinodontidae
Product: transmembrane protein 182-like
Exons: 5
Coding region: 133-834 (233 amino acids)
Cellular component (GO): membrane
Source: RefSeq, a predicted model, not a curated record
CAUGCCAGGGAGUGGCUGGGACAGCCGGAGAGCAGAGGACCAGGGGAGAGCAGAGAGUUUAGGAGGACAUCAGUGUGAACCUGAAGACUUCAGACAUCCAGACGAGAGGACUGACAAAGAAGGUUUAAGAAUAUGAGAAUAGGAGCUGCAGCUUUAGCGGGGGGGAUUUUAGGGGUAGUAGGAACUCUGUGUUUCCUUGUGGCCUUUGGUACAGACUAUUGGCUGGUAGCCAUUGAAAACUGUGGACAAUUUCUGCAGCCAGGAAUCCCAACGCAGGACAAAGACGCUAACCGGACCGAGCUCAUUUUGCACCAUGAGGGAUUUUUCUGGCGAUGUAUGUUUGAAGUGGAACCUUCGUCCAAAGCCUCGUUGUUCUCAAACCAGCCUGAGUAUAAGGUGUGCAUCCAUGGUUACCUCUUCCCGCUGCCAGUGGCCAUUGGGGACGUUCCUAACCACAUCUAUGACGCUACAGCAGUGUUUCGUGGAUUCUGGACCCUUCUGAUCAUAGCUGCACUGGUCUCAGCUCUGACUGGAGGCUCGCUGCUGAUCUGUGGUGUUCCCUUCUUCAGCCAGAAACUUUACAAAGUGGGCGGGGCCUUUCUUAUUGCUGCUGCCGGCUUGUUCCUGGUUCUGCUUCUGCUCUUCGUGCUGUGGAUGGAGGUGGUGGAUGUGAAGCGCUACAUUCUGCAGGAGAAGGGAGAAAAUUGUCCAAAUGCUGAGGUUUCCUUAUUCUAUGGACUUUCUUUCAUGGUGGCAGCCACUGGUAUUCCACUGGAGGCGGUAUCUGGGCUGCUCUUCCUGAUGUGCGGCCGUGCGCUGGAGGCCAGGAGAUGAGCCAUGUGACACGCUAAAAUAAGGGACUGCUUUCUUAUUGUUUGGCACAGAUAUUCAGCAAUGCAUUUAUGGGACAUGCAGUGCACUGCAAAACUAUUCAAGCUUAUUUACUUUUUCUUCACGUUUUUUCCUAUUAUCUUAUAUUUCAUAUCUUUAAUCUCAGAUCCAGAGUUUGAGUUGAUGGAAAUACUUAUUGCUGCAGAUCCAGUUGCAAAUGUUUUGGAAUAUGUAAUUUUUUUCUGAUUACUUUCUGCAAAAUAAAGUAACUAAAAGUAGAGAAGUAUAAGAGAAAUAUUACUUGGAUUUUAUAUUUACAAAUGUUUUACCAAUAAAAAUGCUUUUA